UUGUCAAUUGUCAUAUUCAAGUACGGUUGUUUUGCCUUUUUUCUGUGUCGUUUUCGUUUUUAUUUGUGAAGAGCUAAAAGUUUUAAGUUAAAAUCUUUGCAUAACAUUAAUAUAAACAUGAGAAAAAUGUUUUAUUGGUUAAAGAGUAAUUAAAAACACUCUCAGUUCAGUGAUCACGAGUUCGACUCUUCUUAGAAAUUGCGUAUCAUGUAACUCCGUGCUUUUGUAGUGUAUUUUAUUGCUGGAAAUUGCAGAAUCUAUUUUCGAACUCCCGCUCUUGUUUAUCGUACGUGAAGUAUUAAUUAUAAGCAUGUGUUAAAAAUAAUAUUGACAUAGGUUUUCGCACAGCAUCUGGGUUCUCUCUUAACUCCAUCUAAUGCCUUUGUAAUGUCAAGAUGACAGUGAAAUAAUUUACCAAAAUGAGUUGGUUGCGCAGCACAUCACUAACAUUUGCGAGACAGUUGUCCAAAACCCUGGAUCCUCGUCAUGAUUACGAGCCUCAUGCAUGCUAUAAUUCAUUUUGCAAGCACUGGCAGCAAGCUCAUGAAAUUAUAGUCAAGUCACAGCCCCAACAUCUUCAUGAUGAUGUACUGGGAGUGGUAAAUCACUUGGAACAGCUGGCAACCCUACUUGUACUCGAAGCUAAGGCCAGGGAAAUAAGUCACAUGUCAAGCCCAGCAUCAUGCCUUGAAUACCUCCUUAGUGAGAACCUCCUUGAUAAAUUAUAUGAAUGGGCUGUUAGUACUGGCAAAUACGAGAAUGCUGUUCGCUUAGAACAGUUGAGGCUCUUCGGAAAUUUGGUUACGCACUAUAAUUCACAGGUUAUAGCCGCUGAACCAUUCCUCCGACCUCUACUGAAAUUACUCAGUAGUUUUCGGAACGAACUACUACCCACGAAUCUAGAAAGUCAAUUAGUUUCUCUCCUGAACCAACUAUGUGUGGUGUUGAUGCAGAAUAUGAAACUCAUAGACCUGUUCUUCCUGAUGACACAGACUAAAAAUGGUUCACAGGCUGAGUUUAUAAUAGGUCGACUUCUCUUGUGCUGCGUCCAUCGCGAGGGUCCGGUUGGUUCGGAAGCUAGAGACGCGUUUCUUUUGUGCGCCAAAAUGUCAGCCAGUUGUCCGCCAUUGGCUCAUUGUCUCCUUGCUGGAAACGCGUGUCCUAUACUUGCCACCGGUCUAAGCGGUCUCUAUUCCUUACUGCCGAGGUCGCUGUGCGUCGCUCGACUGCUACCAGAUGACGUGAACAGAGUACACAAGCUCACAUUGUUUAUUGACUCGCUGGAGUUUUGCAAUGCCGUGGCUCAGGUUGCGCACCCAUCAAUAAAGAGACAUCUAUUGGAUUUGCUUUACCAAGGUUUCUUAGUGCCCGUCAUGGGUCCCGCAUUAUUGCAGAAGAAAGCGGAUUCCUUACAGAGCGGUGCGGCGGAACAAGCGACGGCUAUGGCCUAUUUGGAGCUUUUACUGAGAUGCGUCACCUCUGGUGGUCUGCUAAGGGUUAUACUGCAUUAUUUAUUCACUUACGAAUACGACGGCGUCAGAGUCAUGGAUGUGCUGCUCGGACGGUUGGAGGGGAAUUCGCAAUUGUCGUUGGUGACGCUGUCAUUAAUGGAAACUCUGAUAGAUCUGAACACCGAAGACGUUAUGAUGGAGCUCGUAUAUAAAUAUCUACUGAGCGGGAACCACUUGUUGGCUGCGUACAGAAGCAAGCUCACCGACCCGGAGCCUUAUAGAGAGGCUGCGGUAGCAUUCCUCGGUCUUAGUCCGAAUUGUUGUAUGAGAUCUGUACGUAAAACUAGGGAGUGGGUCGACGAAUUGGCUAUGAGCGGAAGAAGGAUAUUGGAUUUUAAAUGUGACAGUGACAACCGCAGAGUCAACGGCGUGCACGGCGACAUCGCCAUGAGCAACCUGGUCCAGGAGGUCAACUUUGACUACGGGAAUCCAAACGAGACGCUCUUCAGCAACUACCACGCGUAUCUCUGCGAUGCUAGAUUCGAAAUAGUAUCGAGGACGGUAGCGAGCGCUAACUGGACGAACAGAUACGACAGUGUAGUCCCUAAAAGAGAAACAAAUAAUAAUACGAAAGUAACGAAAGAGAUGGUCGCGGGGACGCACAUGAGGGAGCAGGACAGCCUCGUCUCACUGUCGGCCAGUGGCUACGACACCCUCAAGAACAGUGACACGUCCGAGAAGGAGGCUCACAGCCUGAGCUCACUGAACGAAGCGGUUGAGAACAGAAGCGAUAACAAUGAAACGAAAGACCAGGACAGCUUGACCUCCAUGGGUGAAAGUAGUGGCUACGACAGCUUCCUGUAUAGAGUGGACGAUCAAGACGACGAAGGGUUCUCAGAGGAUUCCUUCAAGAAGAGUAUAAUCAGUGUGAAACAGGAAGUUAGGGAGUACGAGGAGCCGGUGAAGAGCUGGAGGGUCAGCGCCGAAACGAUUAUCGGUCCUCUCCUAGCGAGUCUUCUCCGUAAGUCAGCCAGUUUCCUAGAAUCCGAGCUGGCUGUCGCGUGUCGCGUGUCGAGUGUUCUAAGCAAGCUAGCCUAUUUCCCAACACCGAUACUGUCAGCGUUGCUGCUGUGUCCCGGAUUCCUGUUGCAACCAAACGUGCCAUCGCUGUUUCAAAUCCUGAGUCGUUUAAAACAAGAACUGGACGAGUUGACGGCUGGUCUCGAUAACGUCGGCGAGUUGGUUGAUAAGGCGCGAGUGUUUCUCAUACACCGCGAGAUGGCUCUGACGAGGCGGCCGCAGAAAAAUGAAGGACAGUCGAAGUCAAAUCCAGCCGCACAGAGAGACGAGUCACCUUUCCGACGAGUCGAGGUCAAGAGACGGAGCAUCUCGUCCAGCUUCUCCAGCAUGUUCAACAGGAAGACGUCCUUAUCACCAUCACAACAAAACUCAAACAGUCUACAAAACACAAGCAACAUCAGCCCAGCACAGAAACGUCCGAUAUUCACACAGGAGGUGUACUGGAAUCAAUCCAUAACGUUGAGAUCAAUCCUGAACGCUGUCAUACUGGACGAGUGGUUGAAGGAACUGUCGGCCAUAUGCGAGGAACACGCUCUGCGUCUUACAGCCGAUGUCUACGAAAACGACACGUACAUACGAUCCGUGGCAUUAUGACUGUUGGCCGUUGCCUCUGGCAUGAAAAAGAGUAAUGUCAUUUCUGACACUUGCGUGUAAUGUAAAUAGACCAAACGGUGUAGAAAAAUAAUAUGAACAAUAAAAUGUAGUUAGUUGUUACGAUUUUAUUUUAGUCAAUUAAUAUUUUAUGAUAUCUACGAACUUGGAACUUUAUGCUUAGGUUACACUUACUUAAUGUCUAAGUACAUAAGUCGUUACGUCAUAUAUGUAGUGAAAAAAAAAUAUAUAAUUUUAAUAAUAAAUGCCAUGAAUGUAAUUUUGAACUGUGAUUUUAUGAUGUUCAAAAAUAAUUGGAUCAUAAUUUAUUACAUAUUUACAAUAUUUUUAUUAGAAUUUUAGGUAUAGUUAGUAUCGGGAUGCUGUUACUGAACGUUAAUGUAGCCGUUCGAGUUUUAAAUAACUAACUUGAAAAAUCAUUUUUUUUUAAUUUAAUAUCAAUACAUAUAUGUUACUAUUGUUUUAUUUUUGUGACAUGUCCGUUUUAUAAUAGAAAAUAUCUGUGUCUUAUGUUCGUGCAACGAAUAUUAUUUCGCGACAUUUUUAUAUUAUAUUUUAUUGUAUAUUUAUAUAAAAUAAUUUUCUAAAUUUAAAAUGUGAAUAUUUUUUUUUUCAACAUUAAAAGUAAAGGUGCAAAAUUUUUAAUAAUACGUCAACAUUUAUCGUCCGCGUCCGUCCAAGGGAUCUAAUAUAUAUAUUUUUAAAGCUUUUUAUAAUAAAAUUCACAUUAAUACACCGAAGCGAAUUUCCUUCGUCAUAUUUUGUACAAAUUCAGCAUUUUUAAUGAACGCAGUUGUUGCUUACGUUCGGAAAUUUUUAAUAAUACAAAUGUAAUAUUAAAUGGUCAAGUAUUUUUGAGAUUAUUAUUAUUAUACAUAUGUAUUAUAAAAAAAAGUAUAAAUGUUUUAAAGAACUUUGUUUGAGACGAGUUUUUUUUAAAAUAUCUAUUGAGUUUCUAAUAACUUUUUUACCAGGUUAUAUAUAUUUUAUUGUAUUUUAUGAUAUUCUAUCAUAUUUGUUUUUCUUUUCUUAUUAACAUUACGGAAAUGUGGAUGGAAUCUAUAUUAAACGCAGUCAUAAUUUUCUUAGUAAAACUAAAUUCUCCAAGGGAUUCGCGAAAAUUAUUUGCACAAUUAAUUGUAUUAUAAAUUUUAUACAUCUUCAUACUUAAAUAAAGUUGUGAAUAUAAAAA
Danaus plexippus (monarch butterfly) is the source of this 4335-nucleotide messenger RNA. RefSeq names its product FHIP family protein GJ17503-like. The coding region runs from base 420 to 3125 and encodes 901 amino acids. The record is from RefSeq and is a predicted model, not a curated record. The transcript has 16 exons. NCBI's taxonomy places the organism in Eukaryota, Metazoa, Arthropoda, Insecta, Lepidoptera, Nymphalidae.